CGCCCCCGGGAAAAUGCUGAGGCGCUGCCCAGCCGCGGCGGCGGAGGAGGAGGAGGAGGAGGAGGAGGAGGAGGAGGGGCGGCGGCCUGCUCGGACACUGGGACCCGCCGCUCGGGCGCGGCGACCGCGGCCAUGGCCCGGCUGGCUGACUACUUCAUCGUGGUGGGCUAUGACCACGAGAAGACAGGGUCUGGUGAAGGUCUGGGGAAAAUAAUCCAGAGAUUUCCUCAGAAGGAUUGGGAAGAUACACCUUUUCCGCAAGGAAUCGAAUUGUUUUGUCAACCUGGAGGAUGGCAGCUGUCCAAAGAGAGGAAGCAACCUACGUUCUUCAUGGUGGUUCUGACGGAUAUCGAUUCUGAGCGGCAUUAUUGUUCGUGCCUAACCUUCUACGAGGCAGAGAUCAACCUGCAGGGAUCGAAACACGAAGAAAUUGAAGGCGAAGAGGAGGUGUCUGGUUUAAUUCAGCCUGCAGAAGUAUUUGCUCCCAAAAGCCUCGUAUUGGUAUCCAGACUAGAUUAUCCAGACAUUUUUAGGGCUUGCCUGGGUUUGAUCUACACCGUCUAUGUGGACAGCCUGAGCGUCUCCUUAGAAAGUCUCAUCGCCAACCUCUGUGCCUGCCUUGUCCCAGCCUCUGGAGGCUCUCAGAAGUUAUUUUCCUUGGGAGCAGGAGAUAGACAGCUGAUCCAGACUCCUCUCUACGAUAGCCUCCCUGUUACAGGCACCAGCGUGGCUCUCCUCUUUCAACAGUUGGGAAUCCAGAAUGUCCUCAGCCUCUUCUGUGCAGUUCUUACGGAAAACAAGGUUCUGUUCCAUUCCGCAAGCUUCCAGAGACUUAGCGAUGCUUGCAGGGCACUGGAGUCCUUAAUGUUUCCUCUUAAAUAUAGUUAUCCGUAUAUUCCCAUUCUCCCGGGUCAACUGUUGGAAGUUCUGAGUUCACCAACACCAUUCAUCAUUGGAGUUCAUUCUAUAUUUCGUUCUGAUGUCCAUGAACUUUUAGAUGUAAUUAUUGCCGAUCUGGAUGGAGGCACUAUCAAAAUUCCUGAAUGUAUCCACCUUUCUCCACUCCCGGAACCACUGCUGCAUCAGACCCAGACGGCCCUUUCUCUGAUUUUACACCCAGAUUUGGAAGUUGCGGAUUAUGCUUUCCCACCUCCACGAACAGCUUUAUCUCAUUCAAAAAUGUUGGAUAAAGAAGUGCGGGCAGUUUUCCUCAGAUUGUUUGCCCAGCUUUUCCAAGGCUAUAGAUCAUGUUUGCAACUGAUCAGAAUUCAUGCAGAGCCGGUCAUACACUUUCACAAGACGGCCUUCCUGGGACAGCGUGGCUUGAUUGAGAAUGAUUUCCUGACCAAAGUUCUCAAUGGAAUGGCAUUUGCUGGCUUUGUGUCAGAGAGAGGGCCUCCCUACAGGUCUUGUGAUCUCUUCGAUGAGCUGGUAGCCUUUGAAGUGGAGCGAAUUAAAGUGGAAGACAGUAAUCCCCUGAAAUUGAUAAAGCACAUCAGAGAACUUGCAGAGCAGCUGUUCAGAAAUGAAAAUCCAAAUCCUCAUAUGGCAUUCCAGAAGGUUCCGCGGCCCACUGAGGGAUCCCACUUGCGAGUACAUAUUCUUCCAUUUCCCAAAAUUAAUGAGACUCGGGUUCAGGAGUUACUACAAGAGGGACUUGCCAAGAACCAAAUUACACCUCCUCCCUCUCGGGUGGAAAAGAAAUGUGUCGUGCCAGCUGGUCUCCCUGUUGUUUCUAUAAUGGAUAAAGUAACUACGGUUUUCAACAGCGCACAGAGGCUAGAAGUUGUUAGAAACUGCAUCGCAUUCAUAUUCGAAAACAAAGUUUUGGAGACCGAGAAGACCCUGCCAGCCGCCCUGAGAGCCCUCAAAGGAAAGGCAGCUCGACAGUGCUUAACCCAGGAGCUUGGGUUGCAUGUCCAGCAAAACCGGGCUAUAUUGGACCAUCAGCAGUUUGACUACAUAGUAAGGAUGAUGAACUGCACUUUACAGGAUUGUUCAAGUCUAGAAGAAUAUAACAUUGCUGCAGCCCUGCUUCCUUUGACAAGUGCUUUCUAUAGGAAACUCGCUCCAGGAGUCAGUCAGUUUGCUUAUACCUGUGUUCAGGAUCACCCCAUUUGGGCUAAUCAACAGUUUUGGGAGACAACAUUUUAUAAUGAUGUGCAAAAUCAAGUUCGCUCCCUAUAUCUUUCAGCCAAGGAAGACAAUCACACAGCACAGUUGAAGCAAAAGAUGCCUGAUUCAUAUGGAAUUCGAGCAGAUGUUCGAGUGUGUGGUCAAAAGGGAAAAGAAAACAGAGAGAAAACUCCUUCAAGCCCAAACCAGGAGAAAUCUGCCAUGGAUCUGGCAGCUGAACAGUUGCAUAUGUGGCCAACGCUGAGCAAACAAACCCAGCAGGAACUCGUUCAGAAUGAGGAAAGUACAGUCUUCAGUCAGGCAAUUCACUUCGCCAACCUCAUGGUGAAUCUGCUGGUGCCCCUGGACACCAGUAAAAAUAAACUGUUGAGAACAUCUGCCACCGCAGACUGGGAGAGUGGCAGCAACAGCAUCGUCACCAAUAGUAUUGCAGGAAGUGUUGCUGAGAGCUAUGAUACAGAAAGUGGCUUUGAGGACUCAGAAAGCAACGAUAUCGCAAAUUCCGUGGUGCGUUUUAUUACCAGGUUUAUCGACAAGGUUUGUACAGAAAGUGGAGUUACUCAGGACCACAUCAAAAGUCUCCAUUGCAUGAUACCAGGAAUUGUAGCUAUGCACAUCGAAACUCUUGAGGCAGUUCAUCGAGAGAGUAGGAGACUUCCCCCUAUACAGAAGCCCAAGAUCCUGAGACCCACACUACUCCCGGGAGAAGAAAUUGUGUGCGAAGGUCUCCGUGUGCUGCUUGAUCCCGAUGGGAGAGAGGAGGCCACAGGAGGACUUCUUGGGGGUCCUCACAUUCUCCCCGCAGAAGGCGCUUUGUUCCUCACUACCUACAGAAUUAUUUUCAAAGGGACACCCCACGAUCAACUUGUUGGUGAGCACACUGUGAUGCGGAGCUUCCCCAUUGCAUCUAUCACCAAGGAAAAGAAGAUCACCAUUCAAAACCAACUUCAACAGAACAUGCAGGAAGGAUUGCAGAUCACAUCUGCCUCUUUUCAGUUGAUUAAGGUAGCAUUUGAUGAAGAAGUGAGUCCUGAAGUGGUGGAGAUCUUUAAGAAACAACUAAUGAAAUACCGAUAUCCUCAGUCCAUUUUCAGUACCUUUGCCUUCGCAGCUGGACAAACUGCCCCACAGAUCAUCUUACCCAAACAGAAAGAAAAGAACACAUCUUUCCGUACCUUCUCAAAAACAAUUGUGAAAGGGGCCAAAAGAGCAGGAAAAAUGACUAUUGGCCGCCAGUAUCUGUUAAAGAAAAAGACGGGAACGAUUGUGGAAGAGAGAGGAAAUCGGGCCGGAUGGAAUGAAGAUGAUGACAUCUCUGUUUCAGAUGACAGUGAACUCCCUACAAGUACUACUUUGAAGGCUUCGGAGAAGUCAACAAUGGAACAGCUAGUGGAGAGAGCCUGUUUCCGAGACUAUCAACGUUUAGGUCUGGGGACCAUUAGCGGGAGUUCUUCCCGCUCAAAAUCGGAAUAUUUCCGGAUCACAGCCUCAAACCGAAUGUAUUCACUCUGUAGGAGCUAUCCUGGGCUUUUGGUUGUUCCUCAAGCUGUGCAAGACAGCAGCUUACAAAGAGUCGCUCGUUGCUAUCGACAUAAUCGCCUACCAGUUGUCUGCUGGAAAAAUUCCAAAGCCAACACUCUGCUGCUUCGAGCUGGGGGAUUCCAUGGAAAGGGAGUUGUUGGUCUUUUCAAAUCUCAAAACCAACACACAACAGUUCCUGCCUCCUCUUUAGAUUCAUCAAGUAGUAUAGAACAAGAAAAAUACCUACAAGCUUUACUGAAUGCAAUUUCUGUCCAUCAGAAAAUGAGUGGUAAUAACACCCUCACAGUCAGACCAGCAUUUGCUCUGUCUCCAGGCACUCAAAGAAGGGCUUCAAGAAUGUCCACUGUGCUUAAACAGAUAGUGCCAGAACAUUUGGAUGUAAAUGUAUCCAAUAGCUUUGCUCGAGGAGUGCUUGGGUACAGGGAUAAAUGCUUCACUCACUCAAAUCUCAAAUCAUCAGCUAAGGGAAGAGUCCAUAAUCCAGGUGUGUGGGCAAGUCUUCGUUCUAGCAAUCGUUUCAUCAGUUCUCAGACCUCAUUCGUUGAUGUUGGUGCAAGACUUGCGGGCAAGGAUCACGCUGCCUCAUUCAGUAACAGUGCCUAUCUACAAAACCAGCUCCUAAAGCGUCAAGCUGCCCUCUACAUAUUUGGUGAAAAGUCACAGCUACGGGGCUUCAAAUUGGAAUUUGCUUUAAAUUGCGAGUUUAUUCCGAUCGAAUUCAAUGAUAUCCGACAAGUGAAAGCCAGCUUUAAAAAGCUGAUGCGGGCCUGUGUCCCAAGCACCAUCCCUGCAGAUUCGGAAGUAACGUUCCUAAAAGCUCUUGGCGAGUCCGAGUGGUUCCCACAGCUUCACAGGAUAAUGCAGUUGGCUGUGGUCGUUUCAGAAGUGCUCGAGAGUGGAUCUUCAGUUCUGGUGUGUUUGGAAGAUGGCUGGGAUAUCACUGCACAGAUAGUCUCACUCGUGCAGUUACUCAGUGAUCCAUUCUACAGGACCCUGGAAGGUUUCCGGAUGUUGGUGGAAAAAGAGUGGCUCUCUUUCGGCCAUAGAUUCAGUCAGCGAAGCAAUCUGACCCCUAACUGCCAGGGCAGUGGCUUUACUCCUAUUUUUCUACAGUUCUUGGACUGUGUGCACCAGAUUCAUAACCAGUAUCCAACAGAGUUUGAAUUUAAUCAGUAUUACCUCAAGUUCUUAGCUUUCCACUAUGUUUCCAAUCGAUUUAAAACAUUUCUCCUGGACUCAGACUACGAAAGAUUAGAGCACGGAACAUUAUUUGAAGAUAAAGGUGACAAACAUGCCAAAAAAGGAAUCUGUAUUUGGGAAUGUAUUGACAAGAUGCACAAAAGGAACCCAAUCUUCUUUAAUUACCUAUAUGCCCCUACUGAAAUAGAGGCACUAAAACCAAGUCUCAAUAUGUCCAGCUUUAAAAAAUGGGAUUACUACAUGGAGGAGACUCUGGCCACAGGGCCUUCUUAUGACUGGACAAUGUUGACUACAAAAUACAUCUCUCCUGAGGAAGUGGACCAAGGAAACGGUGCCGUGCCACAGAGUAAAAGAAAAAUUGUCUGGCCUUGCUACGAUGACAUCAGCAGAGUGCAGCCUGAUGCGAUUACCAGCCUCUUCACCGAAAUUGAAAGAUUGGAGCAUAAAUUAAAUCAAGCCCCAGAAAAAUGGCAACUGCUGUGGGAAAGGAUAAAAGUGAGCCUAAAAGAUGACGCAAGACAAGAUCACCCUCGGAGACAUCCUUCCGGUUCCUCGGGGAUUAUGUCUGCCAAUCUUCACUCAUAUCAAAAGAGAUCCGUGUUGCAUCUGCCGGACAGUGGGCUGGGAGAGGAGCAAAGUGCUAGCAUCUCCCCAUCUAAUGGGGUGGACAGGAGGGCCACCACCCUCUACAACCAGUUUACGUCCAAGAAUGAUGAGAACAGGUCUUUUGAGGGCACCCUUUACAAACGAGGAGCCUUGCUGAAGGGCUGGAAACCGCGUUGGUUUGUGUUGGACGUAACGAAACAUCAGCUGAGAUACUACGACUCCGGCGAGGACACCAGCUGCAAGGGCCACAUCGAUCUAGCAGAGGUAGAGACGGUCAUCCCAGCCACCCCCACUAUCGGAGCCCCGAAGCACACCAGUGACAAAGCCUUUUUUGAUCUCAAGACCAGCAAACGGGUGUAUAACUUCUGUGCUCAGGACACACAAAGUGCCCAGCAGUGGAUGGACAGGAUUCAGAGCUGUAUUUUGGACGCCUGAGGCGGAAGGAACGGUUCUUCCAUAGGAAUCUCCAGAAGGGCCUCUUCUCCCGGUGAAGGCCAUCCGCGAGACUUUAUGAAUUCCCAUCAAAAGAACAAGUAGCUUUUGCUUUCAUUGUGAACGGUCUUUUCCCUCUCUGCCCCGUUGAGCUAGCUAAUCUGUCUCAGUUCCCCCACUUCAACAGGAACACCUUCUCGGCAGCCCCGUCACCCUCCAACAACCCAGCCUAGUCGGAACUGCCUCCAUGUUGCACUAAACUCUGCCGGGAUCAUGGCGUCACAGUCCCCAUCCCUGGGGAGGAGGGCUUUGCCUCGCCUCCUCGUUCCUCCCCCAACUCCACCUCCCCAGGGGAGCCUUGGGGUUCCCCUCUCUUGCCUCUUCUGGCUAAAUGUUUGUUCACUGCUUCAUUCGGGGCACGUUUCCACGCAGGAAGACACGAUCCCACAGGCUCUGCCACUUCAGAAUCGGAGUGCAUUUCUCAGCGGCGGCGGCCCUUUCUGGACAGCCACGAGCCCAGACACAGAGCCGGCGCUAGGGGAGGGGGGACGCAUUUGGGUCUCCAGGCCCCUGAUCGAGGCCGCAGGGCAGGGCCACCGGAUCUCCCGGUUGGGACUAAACGCGGGGGCAGGAGAGAAAGACAGUUCUGUGCGGCCCGGGGAUUCCGGCCAUCCGGUUUCUGACAAGCGCAGAAAGAGGAACAUUUUACCUGUGAAAUGUAGGACGAAUCCAAUGUCGGGGGGAAAAAAAAAAUCCAAUUUCAAACUGCCAAGACUCUUAUGACAGGAUAGUUUCUGUGUCUGAAAGCCAUAUGGAUUCAUAUGUGCUCUCCCGCUCACCCUACAUUUUUUACGAGAAUAACACAAUGAUAAAUGCACUAAACAAUAAAGCAAGCACUUGCACUGAAAUCCUUAAAAUGCAGACAUUUUGAAGGACAGAGCUCAGUUAUUCCUAGCCGAGAACACUUUGCUAAAUAACAGGAUUGACAGCUAUUAAAAAUGUACAUUGGUUUCGGUGUGUUGUGAUUUGAUACUUUGGACAACAUUUUUUGCACAUAAAAUUGUAAAAACAUUUUUAGAUUUUUACAUUUGAUAACCUGGUGUUUGGUCAACUUAAACUCUAAAAAAUGUUGGUUAUUAAACCAGAAUUAACAGGGGGUUGCUCCUGCUGUGGCCUGUGAUGAAAUUGACUGGAGUCGUGAGGUAGCUAGAUCAUUGCUUUUCAUUUUUGAAAUGUUAAUAUGUUAAAUAUCAGACUAAUAUUUCAAAGAAUCUGUAUAUAUGAUCCAGUAUGUUCUGGUGGGUUUUUUUAGACAUCCUGCUUGUUAUUUAAUAUAAAACUAACCAGACUGAUUCAUUUCUAGGAUUUUGGUUAUUAAAUGGUUAUGCCCUCAAAAAAAAAACAAGAAACCACUCUUUUUGAACUAAAGUAUAAAGUCAAAUUUCCAACUGUAUACAUAAUAGGAAAAAUAGCUGUUGGACUAUGUAUGAAAUCUGGGAGGAAAACAGCAGUCAUGAAGGACUUUGUAGCAUUUUCAAUUUAUAAAUUUCCACCUGUGAAAAUGUAUUUUGCACAUUAUUUGUAUUUUCUUUGUAUAUGAAGUACUUUUUUUGUACUUUGUAAAAUAUCGAUCCCAUUUCAUAGAUGAUUUGAGAAUGUAUACACCACUCCUAUUUUGUAACUAGGUUAUUUUAACUAUUAUGUAGAUGUGACAUUGACCUGUGUAUUCUAACCACCUUGUAAUAAACAUACUUCUUAAGAAAAACACCCCUCAUUUACUGUGAAAUAAAAUACAUUCCACAGUAUGCUGCA
Molecule: messenger RNA, 7728 nt
Organism: Ornithorhynchus anatinus (platypus)
Lineage: Eukaryota; Metazoa; Chordata; Mammalia; Monotremata; Ornithorhynchidae
Gene: SBF2
Product: SET binding factor 2
Exons: 43
Coding region: 133-5919 (1928 amino acids)
Source: RefSeq, a predicted model, not a curated record